This is a messenger RNA of Saccharomyces kudriavzevii IFO 1802, 1707 nucleotides long. RefSeq names its product protein-lysine N-methyltransferase (gene RKM3). Gene Ontology annotation, cellular component: nucleus. The transcript has a single exon. Gene Ontology annotation, biological process: peptidyl-lysine monomethylation. The record is from RefSeq and is a predicted model, not a curated record. Bases 1 to 1707 code for a protein of 568 amino acids. Gene Ontology annotation, molecular function: protein binding; protein-lysine N-methyltransferase activity. Lineage: Eukaryota; Fungi; Ascomycota; Saccharomycetes; Saccharomycetales; Saccharomycetaceae.
AUGUCAGUAACGUCUAAGGAUGAUAUCGACGGAAUUCUAAAGUUUGUUGCUGAUUGCAAUGGUAAGUUUGAAGAUUCCAAAUGUGACAUAAGAGAAUCAGCUCUUGGCGGCUUGGGAGUCUUUGCCAAGACUGACAUUGCCAAGGGCGAGGCGAUACUGUCGUUGAAUAAGUCCUCAAUUUUUUCUGCAUCGAACAGUUCCAUUGCGAACUUGUUGUGUGACAAUGAUAUUGAUGGGAUGUUAGCAUUAAACAUUGCAUUUAUUUAUGAAACCACAGUUUUCAAAAACACAAGCCAUUGGUUUCUCUUUCUGCGCACCAUCCGGUUUCAAGAUGACCAAGGACAUCUGAAUCUGCCGCCAAGCUUUUGGAAUGCAAACGGAAAACGACUUUUGAAGGGCACCAGCUUUGAUACCUUGUUUGAUGCUUUGACGCCAGAGGAAGAAAUUGUACAAGGAUUUGAAAUUGCCGUGGACUUGGCGCAUAAAUGGAAUGAAGAAUUCGGGUUGGAAAUACCUGAAGAUUUCCUCGGUGUUGACGAAAAGAAUCAUGAAAAGGAUUUCAAUUUGAAGCUAGAAAGGUUCAUCUCCGUGGCGUAUACGUUAUCGUCAAGAGGUUUUGAAAUUGAUGCCUUCCAUGAAACGGGCCUGGUACCCAUUGCAGACCUGUUCAAUCACCAUGUUUCCAAUCCUGACUUGAAAUUUGUAUCAUUGUAUGAUGUUUGUGACAAGUGUGGUGAAUCUGGUAUGUGCAAACAUCUAUUAGCGGAGGAAUAUUUGGAAGCGCAAGAACAAGAACAAGAACAAGAACAAGAACAAGAACACUGUGCACCCGUUGCAGCCACUGUGGCAACUCGUACCAUUGACGAUGAAUUGCUGGAUAGAUUAGAAAAUAAUAAAGAGGACGAAAGUUCCAAUAAGGAUACAGAUUCAGAAGACGAAGAUAACGGUGCAGAAAACGCCGACGAGUGUGUUGAUCUGGUACUAAAGAACGAUGUGAGGCAAAACCAAGAAAUCUUCAAUUCAUAUGGCGAACUGUCGAACGUCUUUUUAUUGGCUAGAUAUGGGUUUGCCGUACCUGGAAACCAGCAUGAUAUUGUUCAUUUAGGACCAGACUUCAUGAAGAUUUUGAGGGAAGGGGACAAACAUCAAGAAAAAGUUAAGUGGUGGAGUCAAGUGGGGCAUGGCCUGUUUUCAGCAUGGUAUGUACAAAUGCGUCAGGAAGAUGAAGAAAACGAAGAAAACGAAGAAAACGAGAAACAAUCGGAUGACUUGCCUGAAGAAACAGGAAGUGAGGAGGAGGAAGAAGAAGGUGGAAGUGAGGAGGAAGGGGAUGAUGAUGGUCUGAAUUCGUGGCUUUCCCAGCUUUACAUAUCUUUUAACGGUGAGCUUUCACCUUCUGCCUGGGCUCUAGCCAAUCUUCUAACCCUGACAGGCGCUCAAUGGGAGUCAUUAUUUUCCCAAAAGGCCAGUCCUCACAUUAGUGACUCUAUUGUUAACGAGGAAAAACUGCCCUUCUUGGCCAAGACCAACAAUCUACAUGCCAAGAGAUUGCUCUCCAGGUUACUGAAGGACAAACAAUUAUCCAAUGUGAAGGGCGGUCAAGUACCACAUGGAACAGGUGUUCCUGGUAAAAUGCUUCAGAAUGCCCAAAUUCUUGUGCAAUCUGAGCACAGGAUCCUAGAAAGAUGUCUUGAAAGACUAUCCUAA